Molecule: messenger RNA, 2466 nt
Organism: Branchiostoma floridae (Florida lancelet)
Lineage: Eukaryota; Metazoa; Chordata; Leptocardii; Amphioxiformes; Branchiostomatidae
Product: proto-oncogene tyrosine-protein kinase receptor Ret-like
Exons: 1
Coding region: 909-2231 (440 amino acids)
Biological process (GO): multicellular organism development; positive regulation of kinase activity; cell surface receptor protein tyrosine kinase signaling pathway
Cellular component (GO): signaling receptor complex
Molecular function (GO): ATP binding; transmembrane receptor protein tyrosine kinase activity
Source: RefSeq, a predicted model, not a curated record
UGACGGAUUUUAUGCGUCUGUUAACGGAGAGAGAGUGGCGUCGUACAAAGACUACCUUCAGUACGGUAUGCCCAGGGUGUACGCGUCUAAUUUCGUGUCGAAGGGUGAUUGUUCCGUAAGAUUCGUUGGUGGCGCAAAGGAAUUCACAAAUUCAGACGAGGCUAUAAUAGCUGAGGUGCUUCAAGGACCACGACAACAAGGCAGGAUCGAACUCAUAUGUCAGGACCGAGAUCGAAGGAAUAAAGGUAACAUUACUAUAUUGGACAUUUCUCUCGAUGACGGAUUGCCUCAAUGGGCACAAAGUCGUCAGUUCCAAACGGACGAGGGUGCCCGCUUUUUCUUUAUCAUAGAGUUGAUUGAGAUAUGGUCCACAUCACCAUACUGGAUACGAUGUGGCGGCAACGUCGAGUCUCUCAGUGGGGACGGGAUCAAUCUGUUUGAGUGGACAUUUCACUAUAACGUAACAGGAUGUCCCGCGGGCUGGUACGGUGCGUACUGUGAGAAGGACUGUGUUUGCAAGAACGGUGCCCGUUGCCAUGGCUUUAACGGCGCAUGUGAGUGCCGUCCGGGCUGGAGAGGACGAGCCUGUGACAUCUCCUGGCCUGAGGUCGUCAUCAUCGCAUCACCUGGCGAUUCACUCGUGAAGUACAUCGGUACCAAUCUGACUUUGACCUGCCUAACCCCACACAUCCGCGUAGCAAAUGUGACAUGGGCUUAUCAAGCAGAAAAAGGACGUGACGACACAAAGGUCAAUAGGGAGGAAGGGACAGUACGGAACAGUUCCAUCAUCUUUCAGCCGAUCCUAGAGUCAGCUAACGGCAGGUAUAGUUGCAUGGUACAGGACGAAGAUGGUGAACUGUUCAAUGCGACUUUCAUUCUAAACGCCACGGAAUGCCGACCCAACUAUCAUGGGGAAGAUUGCAGCCAUGUCUGUGACUGUGAGUACGGAGGGACGUGUGACAGGUGGGAGAGUUGUCUGUGUCCUCCGGGCCGUCAUGGAGACAGGUGUGAGCACAUAUGCGCACCUGGCACAUUCGGGUGGAACUGUAGCCAUGAACUGCAAUUGUGAAAACAACGCCGCGUGUGAUCCAGUCAAUGACAGCUGCAUUUGCGCUGAAGGACAGUCGGGUGAGUUUUGUCAGAUCGUCUCCAUUCCUGACAAGAAUCAAGUCGCUGUUGUAGUGUACGUGUUGGCGUCCGUUAUCCCGACCAUUGCUAUAAUCGGCUGUAUCGUGACUGGAAUCCUGGUAAAACAACGCCCAAGACCGGACCACCCAGCAGUGGACUUAGAACUGGUGUCCCUCAUGGAAGCCUUCUCAUCAUGGGAAGUAGAGAAAGAGGACAUUCGUUUCGAACACUUGAUCGGUGAGGGAGAGUUCGGCCAUGUCGUGCGGGGGAGACUGCGCGUGCCCGAAGGAUACGAGGUUUUGGUCGCCGCUAAAAGUAUCCGGCCUGACCGCAUGACAGUCUCUGCAGUCCGUGACUUUCGCCGCGAAAUGACCAUCCUCACCAGGAUCUACGAGGACAAAGAUGGACACCCAAAUAUAGUGAAGCUUUAUGGGGUCGUGACUGAGUCUGAGCCUAAGUACAUCCUUGUAGAGUACGCGAGCCAUGAAGAACUGCGGCGGUACCUGUGGAGUCUGCGUGAACAGCGCAAGACCACGGGGAAUGGCAAACUGCUGGAACGGCUAGGUUUUACUUGUGACGUCGCCAAUGGAUUAUCAGAGUUGGCACGUCUGAAGAUCGUGCACAGGGACAUCGCUGCUCGUAACGUCGUCAUCAGCGACAGGAAGGUGGCCAAGAUCGCGGAUUUCGGGCUGUCGCGUGACGUUUACCUGUCGUCGGCGUACAAACGCACCGACCGGGGCGGGAAGGAGGAGCUGUUGCCGCUGAAGUGGAUGGCCCUGGAGUCGUUACGUGACGGGGUGUACACGUGCGAGAGUGACGUGUGGUCGUACGGCGUGCUGCUGUGGGAGAUCGCCAGCUUUGGAGAGGAGCCGCGCUACGCUGGCGGUCCGAUGCACCCGGACGUGUGCACACUGUUGGAGCUGCUGAGGAAAGGAGUCCGUCUGGAGCAGCCGGAGAACUGUCCCAAGUCUGUGUACCGCAUCAUCAGGUCCUGCUGGAUAGUCGACCCAUCGAAGCGGCCGACGCCUGAUGAACUGUUGCAGAAGAUAGACCAAAUGAGGCCUCAAAGACAAGCUGCGAUCCUGGCCGAUAGCAUUCGAUAACAUUUUUUCAGAAAAAAAUUCUCCCUUAUAGAAGUUAAACUUAUCAAUCUACCGGUAUUUUUAAGCCGAUGAACCAUGGGAAUCUAUUGAUCAUUCUUUAUAAAAGCCUAGGCGUAUCUUUUGGAGCAUCUUUUUUCUGCCAUGGACGCCACUUAUAUCACACAGCAUGCAAAGACAAGCAAUGACUCUGGUCUAACAGCCUACAAUUGAUCUGCCCUUCUGCUGCCGCGGCUGC